AUGGAACACCAUGAAGCACUCUCACAUACCCUCAAUCCCCUCGACGUAUACCCCCUACAGCAUCGGGCUCCGGAACAUUCUCCGUAUGAUAUUACGUCCCCGCCCCAAGCCUCCAUCAACCCGACCCUCUCGCGCAGGCGCAGCGAUUACGUUGACCAGACACAGGAGGCUACACAAGGCUUCCACCGACCGGGAUCGACUACUCAGACUGUAAUCGUCCGUCCGCCACCUGUAGCGUCGUCUGCGCUCGUGGCAACGUGA
This is a messenger RNA of Laccaria bicolor S238N-H82, 261 nucleotides long. RefSeq lists its product as uncharacterized. The transcript is spliced from 2 exons. The record is from RefSeq and is a predicted model, not a curated record. Lineage: Eukaryota; Fungi; Basidiomycota; Agaricomycetes; Agaricales; Hydnangiaceae. Bases 1 to 261 code for a protein of 86 amino acids.